CGGUGAGCGUGACGCCCCGCUCUGCGGCCUCCGCAUUCAUUUCAUAUCAAAUCGCACACACUCAUCCAUACACACAGAUCGCACUGUCUUGAGAGUUAAUUCUGCGAAAAGCGAAUCGCGAGCCAAAAGGAAACGUCAGUGAAAAAGAAGAGGCGCAGCGAAAGAUGGCCGAGAAGGUGCCCGAGGCGGAGGCGGCUCCGGCCGGGGGCGGCAGUGUGCUGGUCGAGGUGCUGCUGCAGAUCGUGUCCAGUCCCCUCAACAUCGCCCUCGUCGGGCUCAUCCUCGUGUUGCUGUACAAAAUCUGGAAGAGCCGACAGCCGUCGGCGGCCGCCGCGGCCCACGUGUCCGAACCUGAGCUGCCGAAGCUGCGCAAGGACUUCACCGUGGAGGAUUUGCGCGCCUUCGCCGGCGACUCCGGCGACGGCCGCAUCCUCAUCGCCGUCAACGGGAAGGUCUUCGACGUCACCAGGGGCCGCAGGUUCUACGGCCCAGGCGGACCGUACGCGGCCUUCGGCGGCAGGGACGCGAGCAGGGGCUUGGCCACCUUCCAGGUCGGCCCUGGCAAAGACGAGUACGAUGACCUCAGUGACCUUACCCCCGCCGAGAUGGAGUCGGUGCGCGAGUGGGAAAUGCAGUUCACCGAAAAAUACACUUACGUGGGUCGUCUGCUGAAGCCCGGUGAGAAACCCACAGAUUAUUCUGAGGAAGAGGAGGAUCAGGUGGAAAAGCCCAAGGACGAAUGAGGAAUGCCUGGAGAAGAAUUGGGACCUACAAGAAUGAAAAGAACCCCUCUCUCCAAACAAACCUCCAUCAAGUAUUCUCCGAUUGACUUUUCACGGAACCGCCUCUCUCCGAUUCUUUUCAACACGGCCUGUGCUGGCAAAAAUUGUGUGGGAAAUUGUACUGGGUCUCUUUCUAGGAUUAUGUUCAUUUGUGCCGAUUUUAUCCUUAAUUGAUUCCAUUGUUGUUAGUUUUGCCUCGUUUCCGAUUGCUUUUAAGGCUUUUAAUAAAUUAAGAAGAAGUUGGAAGAAGCUGGAGGCUUGCACUUAAGAUUUAUAUUUUAAUUCGUAAGAAGAGUUAAAACGGGAGUGGAUUUUUGCUUUCGUUCAGUGCUUUCAUUAUAACCGGCUGGCACUGGAAUUGUCUGAUAGUUAAAAGUAAAACUGAAGGAUUUGCCUCGAAGAUUCUACCACGCAGAAAAAAAUGCAACCCGAAUCAGCAUAUCAUUUUGUCAGAAGCAGUUAGUCCAGAUCAGGCAACUUAUUUUAUUUUUCAUUGUCAUUUGUAAAAUCUGUGAUGCGAGCAUGAAAAUCUUUCAUUUUAAAUGUAAUUUUGUAUGAAAAUUUUAACCGUUUGUUAGUUGCCAACUAGUUGAGAAAAAAAUUGUAAACCCCAAAUCUCACGUAUUCUGAUUGUUGAGUUUUGUUCCUGGAUUGUUGGAAACUGAUUCGCCAAGUAAAUGAACCGAAAUGAUUUUAAUGCUGAUGUGCCUCGGUUUCAAAGCAACUCAAUCACCACCUACACUUGUACACAAACAGAGGACAAUGCUCUUAGUUGCUGUUCAGAUAUGUAUUUUUCUAUUGGAAUGACUGUUGAAGUAAGCGACUGCAAGAAUUGGUCAGAAGAAUACGGAUGGAGCAUUUUUAUUAAGACUGAAUUAGGGCGCUAAAUUAAAUUGCUGCACCAACAUUCACCAGUUUACUGUUAAACGAUGCCUGUUUUUACUUAAUUUUAACGCACCUAUUUGAAUUGAAAAUUCUGAUUUCCGCCUUUGCAUUACUUUGUAAUCAAUGUAUCAGUGUAUCUCUUUGGUUAUGGAAUGCCUUUUGAAAUUAGUUCCGUGUACUUGUACAUUUGUAAUAAAUGUGGAAGCAGCUUCAAUUAAAA
This is a messenger RNA of Neocloeon triangulifer, 1887 nucleotides long. Its product is annotated as membrane-associated progesterone receptor component 1-like. The transcript has 3 exons. Gene Ontology annotation, cellular component: endomembrane system; membrane. The record is from RefSeq and is a predicted model, not a curated record. Bases 165 to 743 code for a protein of 192 amino acids. NCBI's taxonomy places the organism in Eukaryota, Metazoa, Arthropoda, Insecta, Ephemeroptera, Baetidae.